This is a messenger RNA of Pseudoliparis swirei, 6035 nucleotides long. RefSeq names its product laminin, beta 1b (gene lamb1b). NCBI's taxonomy places the organism in Eukaryota, Metazoa, Chordata, Actinopteri, Perciformes, Liparidae. The record is from RefSeq and is a predicted model, not a curated record. Gene Ontology annotation, biological process: basement membrane assembly; substrate adhesion-dependent cell spreading; cell migration. Bases 223 to 5583 code for a protein of 1786 amino acids. Gene Ontology annotation, cellular component: laminin trimer. Gene Ontology annotation, molecular function: extracellular matrix structural constituent; integrin binding. The transcript has 35 exons.
AAGGGAUGAGGUCGUCCCUGUGCUCCCCGUUUAGUCGCGUGUACCUCUCGGCAUGGAGGAAGGAAUCAAAUGAGGAGCUUCAGUGAGAAAUAUCUGAAACAAACAAAUCCAACACGCUCCACUGCAGGAAGGAUAUGAACGAGACCACCUUAUAGGAGCUUUAACACACAGCAGGACGCACCGACAUCCUCCCAGGACGCGCUGGAUGUCCCGCGCGCCGACAUGUCGCUCAUAAUCCUGCUCAUCUCAACUUUAGCCCUGCGGUGGCCCGUCGGGGCCCAGCAGCAGCAGCAGCUGCCGGACUACGCGGACGUGUGCACGGAGGGCAGCUGCUACCCGGCCACAGGUGACCUGCUGAUCGGCCGCGCGCACAAGCUCUUCGUGUCCUCCACGUGCGGCCUGCAGCACCCGGAGCGCUUCUGCAUCGUCGGGCACCUGGAGGAGGAGAAGAAAUGUUUCGUGUGCGACUCGAGGCAGAUGUUCGACGACGACAGCAACCAGGUCAGCCACACCAUCGCCAACCUGGUCACCACCUUCGCCCACAACCGCCUCAAGACCUGGUGGCAGUCGGAGAACGGUGUCGAGAAUGUGACCAUCCAGAUUGACCUGGAGGCCGAGUUCCACUUCACACACCUUAUCAUGACAUUCAAGACGUUUCGUCCGGCCGCCAUGGUGAUCGAGCGCUCCAUGGACUUCGGGAAGACGUGGCAGGUUUAUCGGUACUUCGCCUACGACUGCGAGUCGUCCUUCCCCGGCGUGUCGUCGGGGCCGAAGGGCAAAGUGGACGAGAUCAUCUGCGACUCCCGCUACUCGGACAUCGAGCCGUCCACAGAGGGAGAGGUGAUAUUUCGGGUGCUGGACCCCGUCUUUGAGAUUGAGGACCCCUACAGCCUGGAGAUACAGAACAUGCUGAAGAUCACCAACCUGCGAGUGAAGUUCCUGAGACUUCACACGUUGGGCGACAACCUGCUGGACUCUCGCGAGGAGGUGACGGAGAAGUACUACUUCGCCCUCUACGACAUGGUCGUCCGCGGCAACUGCUUCUGCUACGGCCACGCCUCCGAGUGCGCCCCGAUCGACGGAGCGCCGACCGGAGCCGAGGGCAUGGUCCACGGCCGCUGUGUGUGUAACCACAACACCGAGGGACUGAACUGUGAGCACUGCCAGGACUUCUACCACGACCUGCCGUGGCGACCCGCCGAGGGCCGGAGCAGCCACGCCUGCAAGAGGUGCGAGUGCAACCAGCACUCCUCGUCGUGCCACUUCGACCUCGCCAUGUACGUGACGACGGGCAACGUCAGCGGCGGCGUGUGCGACGACUGCCGCCACGACACGGCGGGCCGGCGGUGCGAGCAGUGCGCCCCCUUCUACCACCAGCACCCCGACCGCGACCUCAGGGACCCCAACGUCUGCGAGCCGUGUAACUGCGACCCGGCCGGCUCUCUGCAGGGCGGCCUGUGCGACUCGCACACCAACAUGGCCGCCGGGCUGAUCUCAGGUCAGUGCCGCUGCAAAGCCAACGUGGAGGGGGAGCGCUGCGACCGCUGCAGACGGGGCCACCACGGCCUGGGCCAGGGGCCGCACGGCUGCCUGCCGUGUGCGUGUAACCAGCUCGGCACGCUGUCAGGAGGAAGCUCCUGCGACGCGGACACAGGAAGCUGCUUCUGCAAACGACUCGUCAACGGACGAGACUGUGACGAGUGUCUGCCGCAGCAUUGGGGUCUGUCCAAUGACAUGGACGGCUGCAGGUCAUGUGACUGCGAUCAGGGCGGAGCCGUCAACAACGACUGCGAGCCUCACUCGGGGCAGUGCGUGUGCAGAGAGCACAUGUUCGGCCGGCGCUGCGACCAGGUGGAGUCCGGCUUCUACUUCAUCACUCUGGACCACUACACCUACGAGGCGGAGGACGCCAAGCACGGCCCCGGCGUGACCGUGGUGCCGAGGCCGUACCCUCUGGAUCGCAGUCCCACGUGGACCGGCGUGGGCUUCGUGAACGUCCCGGAAGGAGCCUACUUAGAGUUCUCCAUCGACAACGUGCCCGAGUCCAUGGACUACGACAUCCUGAUCCGCUACGAGCCGCAGCUGCCGGAGCAGUGGGAGCAGGUGAACGUCCGAGUGGAGCGUCCCGUCCUCGACCCUCCGAGCUCCUCCGGCCACUGUGACCACCCCGUGCAGAGCGGAGACGACCAGUCCAUCUCCCUCCCACCUGGAUCCAGACAUGUGCUGCUGGUGAGGUCGGUGUGUUUCCAGCGAGGACUGAACUACACGCUGCACCUCACGCUGCCGCUCUACUCGUCAGUCAGUGACAUCCAGAGCCCGUACACGCUCAUCGACUCCGUGGUUCUGAUCCCCCGGGUCAGGGAGAUGGACAUGUUCCACGGCGUAGCCGGUGAGGGGGCGUGGGACACGUUCCAGAGGUACCGAUGUCUGGAGAGCAGCCAGAGCGUCGUGAAGAGCCCGCUGACGGACAUCUGCAACGACUACAUCUUCAGCGUCUCCGCCCUGCUGCACCAAGGAGCCAUGGCAUGCCAGUGUGACCCUCAGGGGGCCCUCAGCGCCGUGUGUGAGCCCAGCGGGGGUCAGUGCCGCUGUCGGCCCAGCGUCGUCGGCAGGAACUGUGACCGCUGCGCCCCCGCCACGUUCCUCUUCAGCCCCGCCGGCUGCAGACCUUGCGGCUGCGACCCUCUGGGCUCCGUCAGCGCCUUCUGCCACGAGGCGACGGGCCAGUGCGAGUGCGUGCCGGGGGCCACCGGGCGCCAGUGCGCCCACUGCCUGCCGGGCUUCUGGGGCUUCCCCCAGUGCCGGCCGUGCCAGUGCAACGGCCACAGCGAGUCGUGCCACCCGCAGACCGGAGAGUGCCGCGGCUGCAGGGACUUCACCGGCGGACACCACUGUGACCGGUGUCUGGGCGGUUACCAUGGCGACCCGGAGCUGGGUUCAGGUGGGCACUGCCGGCCCUGCAUGUGCCCCGACGGGCCGAGCAGCGGACGCCAGUUUUCAGACAGCUGUUACCUCCUGACUGCUACUAACCAGCUGGUGUGUGUGUGCAGCCCUGGUUACAAAGGUGCCAGGUGUGACGAGUGCGCCCCCGGGUACUUCGGGAACCCCCAGGUGCCCGGUGGGCGCUGCCUGCCCUGCCAGUGCAACGGCAACAUCGACAUGCAGGACCCGGGGUCCUGUGACGCCCAGACGGGCGCCUGCCUCAAAUGCCUGUACCACGCCGAGGGCGACGGCUGCCAGACCUGCAGGCCGGGUUACUACGGCGACGCCGCCACCCAGAGCUGCAGGAAGUGCAUGUGUCACUCGGCGGGCACGUCUCCUCGGGCCUGCCCCUCCCCCGACGAGUGCGAGUGCGACCAGCGCAGCGGCCAGUGCCCCUGCCGGCCCAACGUGGUCGGGCAGAACUGCGCCGCCUGCGCCGCCGACACCUGGAACCUCGCCGCCGGCGCCGCGUCGGGCUGCCAGCGCUGCGACUGCGACCCGGUCCACUCCUCCGGCUCCUCCUGCUCCGAGGUCACAGGACAGUGCUUGUGCAGACCCGGUUUCGGUGGCAAGACGUGUCGGGAAUGCCGAGAACUCUUCUGGGGUGACCCGGAGGUCAAAUGUCACGCUUGUGACUGCGACUCUCGGGGCGUCUCCGGCGCUCAGUGCCACCGCGCCACGGGCCAGUGCUCCUGCGUGGAGGGCGUGUCCGGGCCGCGGUGCGACGCCUGCGCCAGGGGCUACCAGGGGGAGUUCCCCUCCUGCGAGCCCUGCCACCGCUGCUUCGGGGUCUGGGACGCCGUCGUCGGCGAGCUGACCAAUCAGACGCGGCGCCUGGAGGCCCAGGUGACGCAGCUGCAGACCAGCGGCGUGACGGCGCCGUACAGAGAGCUGGUCGGCAGCCUGGAGACCAACGUCAAGGCCGUCCGGGAAAUCGUGGAGAGCAACGCCGCCGCCGUGAAGCUGGAGGAGAUCCAGGAGCUCAUGCAUCAGAUCAUCGGCGUGAUGUCGUACCUCAACGGGAAGCUGAACACGACGGAGGAGACGGCGAUCCAUCUCCACGGCGACGCCAACGCCACCGACGCCGACCUGGCCGCGCUGACCGACGAGGCCGGCCGGCUGGAGCUGAGGGUCCGGGAGCUGAGGCGGCAGGUGGACAACUUCAAGAACGCCAACAUCCAGGGUGCCAUGGACACCAUUGCCGCCGCACACGUGGCGUCUGCGGCGGCCGCGCUCGGCGCCAACGCCUCCACCAGCGACCCGGGGAACACGCUGGAGGCCUCGGCCGCGGUCCGGAGCGCCGCGGAGGACAAACUGAGCGCCGCGCAGACGGAGUUCGACCGCAAGCACGAGAGAAACGCCAAGAAGCUGGACGCGCUGUCCGCCGAGCUGGACGCGCUGGACCCGGCGCCGCUCAGCGAGCAGACGUGCGGCGGUGCGGCCGAGGGCGCCGGCUGCUCCGCCUCCCCCUGCGGCGGCUUGGGCUGCGGCGGCGAGGACGGAGCGGCCCGGUGCGGCGGAGACGGAUGCGGAGGCGUGGCCACGGCGUCCCGGAGCGCUCUGGAGUCCGCCGGAGACCUGGACCGGGAGAUCCUCGCCGCCAGCCAGGAAGUGGACAAGCUCUCCAGGCUGGUGUGGGAAGCCAACAACCGAGCCAGCCAGGCCCAGGUGAACGCUCUGGAGGUUCUGGUGAAGUCCAACCGGAGCAAAGAGAGGGUGGAGCAGAGCAACCAGCAGCUCCGUCAGCUCAUCAAGGAGAUCAGAGACCUGCUGACCGACGACAAGGUGGAGGUGUCGGUGAUCGAGGCGGUGGCCAAUGAGGUGCUGGCGCUGGAGAUGCCGACGUCCACCGAGAAGCUGCAGGAGCUGACGACGGAGAUCCGGGAGAAGGUCGGCGCUCUGACCAGCGUGGAGACGAUCCUCAGCCAGAGCGCCGAGGACAUCCGUGCCGCCGAGACGCUGCUGCGGCACGCCAAGGCCGCCAGUGAGGAGGCGGCGACCGUGAAGGAGGCGGCGGACGUGGUGAAGACGGCCCUGGAGGAGACUGAGCGCGCUCAGAGCGUCGCCAUGGACGCCAUCCUGCUGGCCCAGAACAACACGAGGGGAACCCUGGACCUGCUGCUCUCUGUGGAGUCGGAGACGGCCGUGUCGGAGCUGAAGCUCGGCAACACCACGGGCCGCCUGGUCCAGCUGGAGCGGGAGGUCGGCCUGCUGAGGCAGAACAGCCUGGAGGUCAACCGCCUGGCGGAGGCGGCCGACUGGGCCACCGACCAGGCCCGGCUGAACGCGGAGGAGGCCCAGCAGGAGUUUGACAUGGAGGUGAAGGACAGGUUGGUGGAUGUGGAGGACCUGGUGGAGGACAAAGGGGAGGCGGUGCAGCAGGCGAGGAGGAGGGCGGACGAGCUGCAGCAGGAGGCCAGAGAGCUGCUGGCCCAGAGCGGCAGGAAGCUGCAGAGACUCGGGGAGCUGGAAGGUUCCUACGAGGCCAACCAGCUCGUCCUGGAGGCCAAAGCCGCGGAGCUGGCGGAGUUGGAGCGCGCCGUGCGCCGGGUCCUCGACGAGAUCAGCUCCAAAGUGACGCUGUACAGCACCUGUCUGUGACCUUUGACCUCUCCCCUGGAGUUUAAUGCUUUCAAAGCAUUUCAAACGACAAUCCUGAUUAUUUCAUAGCUUUCAGGACCAAACACUGUAACACGUUUGACACUGUGCCAACAACUUCAUAUUCGUAUCGGACGGCGGUGACAAAAAUACUUUUUAAUAAUAUAAACGAGUUAAAGACGUUAGUGUUGAAGUCACGAGUCUCGAAGGAAACCACUCACAGCCGACGUUGACCUCAGAGCUCCAAACCAAGAAUGUGUAGAUGUGAUUAAACAAUUUAGCUGUAUAAGAUAUUUACAAUCUGUUUUUAAAAUAUAUGAACAUAUUUGAUAAACAUUUUAUACGUAUGUUAAUAAGCCCAAAGAUAUUAAACAUUUGUGGACCAAAAAAAAAAACAAUCGUGAAUGUUUUUGUUUACAAGUAGGAACAAAUAUUAAACUUAUAUUUGACAACAA